AGUUCAGUCAUAACGCUAUUUUUAUUGCAUUGCAUUGUUAUUAAAAUGUAAAACAAUAAAAUUUUGUGGAAAAUAUUGUUGAGUUAGACGGGAAAUGUUUACAUUAUGAGUCUUACGACAGAUCUACUCAUUUUUCUGGCUUCUUUUAUAAUUAUUAACUUUAAAGGAGCAACUGCGGAGAACUUUGCAUUAGAUGUUGAUGAAGAAGAAGAAAGCUUAAAACAAGCAAUAUUUCUGGUCGAGUUACUAAAAUCAGAUUUUGGCAAAAGUUUAAGAGAGAAUAAUUACGUUAUAAGCAAUGCAGAUAAUGUUACUGAAGAGAACAGUACUUGCCCGACUCCUAUAGGCGAUUUAGAGAACGCUACAGAGCCUGUAAGCACCGCAGAGAAUUCAACGAGCAUUUCCCCAGGUGCUGCAAGAAGUGAUGUGCCAGCAGCGACUCCGUCUACAAUGCCCGAGGUGCGCGUCCUUACGAGCUCUCCCGGGUAUAUCCCGCCCGGGUACGGCUUGCCCGUGUAUGGCGCUCCAGGGUAUGGCGCCCCUGGGUAUGGCCUUUCGGGCUACGGAGUCCCCGCGGCUAGCACUGCAGGGAACCUUGCCUCCGCAUCCAUUCCGCCGGUUCCAGGAAACCCACCGUACUCGAACUGGCCGGCUAUGCCUAACAUGCCUAUGCCCGGCUACCAGAUUUCCCCUGGAAUGCCGCAACGAAGAAAUUUUCCUGCCGAUGAAAAUUAUAGGUUCCCGUACAGGUUCAGCCGAAGAAGAAUGAUGCCUGAUUAUUACUAUUUUGAUGCUCCUCCAGUUAUCCCUCAAGGUAAGAAAUAACCAUAAGUGUAGAAAACUAGGCGAUAGGUUUUUUUCUGAGCUUACUAUCAAUGACUUUGGACUCUGGUCAAGUACAUUGACGAAAGAAAAACUCCAAGGUAUAUUUUAUUUUCUCCAAAAAUCAUGCCUUUAGAACGAGACAUUAUGAAACCAGCUGAUGAUUGAAAAAAUAAGAGAACAGGAAGAGAUGCCUUCCAAUGGAAUGGAAUCGACUCGAUAGAUUUGUAGGAUAGAUGGCGCAAGUUACAACUGCUGAUAGUAAUUCUAAGAUAGGCCAUUAUUUUUUAGUUAUAUAUUCUUUAACCGUAAUUUUCUAUCGUUAUUUCAACGCUGGUACAACUACUAGUAGUAGGUAUCAUAAUAGUUCUGCUCUAGAGCAUUUCAGUGAACAGGUCGUUGUUCUCUUACAAGUACUUAAAUACUCAAGUGUAUCAUCACCAAUUAGAUACUUUAACUGACUAAUCAUCAAUAUUUAUAGGAAAUUACCGAAGACAAGGAAGUGAUGACCAAUCUUCAAAUAAAACAGAAAACACACAACCAUCAGCCACAAAUACAACAUUACCGAGCAAUGUAACCUCCUUGCGUGCAGAAGAGAACAUAACUCACACAUCUAAUACUCCAGCAACGGCAUUACCAUUGAUAUCUCAAAAUACACCUCGACCGUUGACCCACACACCUACAUCAAU
Trichoplusia ni (cabbage looper) is the source of this 1511-nucleotide messenger RNA. RefSeq names its product leucine-rich repeat extensin-like protein 5. The record is from RefSeq and is a predicted model, not a curated record. The transcript has 6 exons. The coding region runs from base 106 to 825 and encodes 239 amino acids. Lineage: Eukaryota; Metazoa; Arthropoda; Insecta; Lepidoptera; Noctuidae.